UGCGAAAUAGCUUUAAUUUAACAUACAUUUAUAGGAAAAAACAUUUAUUUUUAUUUAUAUCUAAAUUGCUUCAGAUAAAAAUGUGAAAAGUAGAACAGUGAAAGCAGGUUGAAGUCAUUUAUUUCUUUACAGACAUUCGUCCAACCCUCAAGGUGUGCAGGGGUGGAAAAAACACAGCAUCAUUAAUUGAAUCGGGCGAAAAGUCUGCUUAGUCCAAAAAACAGUGCGAUAAAAAUAUUUUCAAGAAAUAUUUUAUAAAGAACCAAUGAAAACAUAAAGCAAUAUAAAUAAAUUGUAAUUCUACAAAACCAUCGGAUAACUUCGUAUAAAUAACAUCAAAAUAAAAUUGUAAAAUUGAAACUAAAUUUGUCCAAAAACCUACAUAACCAAACCUUUAAGUGCAAAUAUAAAAACUUCGUUUAUUGCAACGUAUGCAACAAAAAGUUGUUGCAAAAAUACAACAAAAAUUCCUACUGCUUACAAUUAAUUAUAAGUUAAAAUCGCAAUAUAUUCGGAAACGCGUAAGCAUAAAAAUAAAUCUCGAUGGGCACUAAUUCAGGAGCAACAACCGGCAUAAAUAAUAAACCCGUCGGUGCGGGUGGUGCAAGCGGUAGUAGCGUUGUUGGCGGUGGCGGUGCCAGUGGUGUAGGUGGCGUUGGCGGUGUUGGUGGUGUCGGAAACAACAGUUUGAGCGGUGUCGUCGGAGCUGGAGGGAUUGGCAUUAGUAAUAAUAGUACGCCCGGAACUGUAGGUCUUGGUACCGGAAGCAAUGGUAGUGAAGAUAGUGGCAAUGGCGGAGGUGGCGGGUCUACCGGCCAGAACAAUCAACAAACUACGCCACAAUAUACCAUACCAGGCAUUCUACACUUUAUACAGCACGAAUGGUCCCGUUUUGAGUUAGAACGGUCUCAAUGGGAUGUGGAUAGAGCUGAAUUACAGGCGCGCAUAGCAAUGCUAUUGGGUGAACGAAAAUGUCUCGAAAGCCUCAAAUCAGAUCUGACACGACGCAUUAAAAUGUUAGAGUACGCUUUGCGACAAGAGCGUGCCAAAUUCUAUCGACUCAAAUAUGGUACUGAUCCGCCUCAAUUGAACGAGUUGAAGCCACCAACUGAUGAUGCUGGUCUUGGUAGUGAAGUAGCACCUGAUUCGGAAGUACCAUACAGUUCAGUAUCGAAUACAACUUGGCGGCAGGGUAGACAAAUGCUACGACAGUAUUUGGCCGAAAUCGGUUACACAGAUAAUAUAAUCGAUGUACGUUCGAAUCGAGUGCGCUCAAUACUUGGUCUCAAUAACAAUUCCGAACAGGAGGAGAAUGUCAGUCCCAAUAUAAAUGGUAAUGAGAAUAAUAAACGCACUGCGGAGUCAGAGGGUCGUCGCACACCAGCAAAAAAAGCACAACAAAAUGAUGCCAUAAUUUUGGAUACUGAGGCCGCGGUAAUGGCUAAUUUCGAAUUUCUUGGUACUACUGAAAUGUCUGAUGACGAUGAGAUUUCUGACGAUCUCGAAAUGGUCUCUGGCGAAAAUGAUGAUACCGACAUGAAAACAACUAAACGUAACAAAAGUAGCAAGGAUUUGAUAAGCGAAGAUCUUGAUGCCGAGGUUGGGGAGCAGCUUCUGAAUGAUAAAAAUCUAAUAACCGAAGGAUACUCAUCAUCGAAUACGACGGAACAAUUGAACAACACUGCUAACAACGCAGCUGCCUCAGCCGCGGCUCGGCGCAAUCUCAUUACCGCUGUCACAGCCGGUGGCGAUGAAGAGGUUGACGCCUCGCUCGGCCUUGGCGAGCUGGCACAAUUGACGGUGAACAACGAGGCGGAGAGUUCGUACGAUGCGAACGCUAAGGACGGCACUGGUGGCGGUACUGGCAGCUACCGUAAAACUUGGAACGCCAAAUAUACGCUGCGUUCCCAUUUCGAUGGUGUACGUUCACUGAUUUUCCACCCGGAAGAACCGGUGCUGAUCACUGCAUCUGAAGAUCACACACUCAAAUUGUGGAAUCUACAGAAAACGGUACAAGCCAAAAAGUCAGCUAGUCUCGAUGUGGAACCACUAUACACGUUCCGUGCACAUACCGGACCCGUACUAUGCCUCGGCAUGUCCACCACCGGUGACGUUUGCUAUUCGGGCGGUUUGGAUGGUAACAUUGAAUGCUGGCAGCUACCAUCGCCAAACAUCGAUCCCUAUGAUUGCUAUGAUCCGGGCGUACAUUCAGGCACAUUAGAGGGUCACACAGACGCUGUGUGGGGACUGACCACGAUGCAUAGUAAUAUUGUGUCAUGCUCAGCCGAUGGCACCGUGAAACUCUGGUCGCCGUACACCAAGGAGCCGCUAUUGCGCACCUACACUGCUUCCGAGGCUGAAGGUACACCAUCAUCUGUGGAUUUCGUGCGCAAUGAAGUCGAUCACAUUGUCGUGGCGUAUAAUAGCGCUCAUUGUAUUGUGUAUGAUACGGAAACCGGCAAACAGGUGGUCAAAUUGGAGGCUACACAGGAGAUGUCUGGCAAUACGGGGAAAUUUAUUAAUAAAGUGGUAUCGCAUCCGACGCUGCCUAUAACAAUCACUGCGCAUGAGGAUCGACAUAUACGCUUCUGGGACAACGUUUCGGGUACGUUGAUACACUCGAUGGUGGCACAUUUGGAACCGGUCACGUCGCUUGCUGUGGACGCGCAUGGCCUGUAUUUGCUGUCGGGCUCACACGAUUGCUCGAUACGACUUUGGAAUUUAGACAAUAAGACAUGCGUGCAGGAGAUCACAGCGCAUCGCAAGAAAUUCGAUGAGAGUAUAUUUGAUGUGGCGUUCCAUGCUACUAAGCCAUACAUCGCUAGCGCCGGGGCGGAUGGCUUGGCCAAGGUGUUUGUUUAAAUAUGUAUAUUUUGGCCUAAUCGAAAUCAUCAGCAAAACAACAACCACCACCACCAAACCACAACAACAUGCUAGAUAACAACAAAACACGACACGCUGUUAAGAGAGUUAAUGGAGCAGGGGGAUAUCAAAUAGCUAGCAUGCAAGCAAGCAGUUGAACGAUUGAAGAAUUGUAGUGCAAGUAGAGCUGUAGUUGGUUUAUAUUAACAAAACAGAAGUAACAAAAACAAAAAAAUAAUAAUUAUAUAUAUAUAUAUAUAUGAUACAUUUAUU
Bactrocera latifrons is the source of this 3135-nucleotide messenger RNA. It is a transcript of the gene Cka, whose product is annotated as striatin-3. Gene Ontology annotation, molecular function: protein binding. The record is from RefSeq and is a predicted model, not a curated record. The transcript is spliced from 6 exons. Lineage: Eukaryota; Metazoa; Arthropoda; Insecta; Diptera; Tephritidae. Bases 544 to 2862 code for a protein of 772 amino acids.